This is a messenger RNA of Salmo salar (Atlantic salmon), 1696 nucleotides long. Lineage: Eukaryota; Metazoa; Chordata; Actinopteri; Salmoniformes; Salmonidae. The record is from RefSeq and is a predicted model, not a curated record.
GUCUCACAGUUGUAAAAGGUGUCUAGAUACUCUGUGACGUGUAUCUUUAAUGGUGUGGGUGUGAAGGACACAGGUGCUGAUUUCCUCUGAGAUAUGACAGGCUUUAUAAGUCUGCGGACCAACAAGUCUGAACCAUAACCACCUCGACCACUCCAGAAUGAUUUCCACUCUGUUUGUCUUAGCUCUCCUGAGAACCACCUUGGCCUUUGGGCCUGUAGGCCUGUGGAGUGAGAGGAAUGGGACGGAGGAUGGAGGGGGGAAGUGCUCCUGUGAGGCCUUCCUGCCCGGCUCCACCUUCCCAGUGGGAGAGCUGGUCCUCCUGGAAGAGACGGCUGUGCAGAUCAACCACAAGCUGGAGAUGGAAAUGAGCAAGUUCGAGACAUAUGAGAGCAAGCUGACAGUGUAUGCAGAGAGGAUAGUGAACCUGACAGUACUGGUGGAGCUGAUGGAGAAGAACCCGAAUGCGUACAGUGAGGCCUACAUGCAGGAGGUGAAGGUGCAGAUCAAACAGUUGGAGGCUCUGGUACAGGAGCUCCUGGGCUCCAUACAAACCUCCACUACCGUAUUUGAGUCUCUGCACCAGCAGAUCUCCUCCAUGGUGGUGGUCGUGACCAAGCUGGAGAGAUAUGAUAAGAACCUGGUGUUGGUGACCCGUCGUGAGUACAUCAACAUACAGCUCAAACUGGAGGAGUGUGAGAAGCGCCACAAUGAGAUCUUCAACCCCAACAUCGGGUCCUGUGAGCACGGAGGUAUAACCAGAAUCAGCAAGCCCAUUGUCAGUCAACUGAAUGCCCACUUGAAUGCUGGCUUCAAAUGGGGAGGCUGGGGGAAAGAUUCUAAGCCUGUGCAUGGUUCUGAAUCUCAAUACUGGUACUCUGGGUAUAGUGGUGCCUCAAUUGUUGACAUGAGAUUUUACAGUAGCUACAAAAAUCUUAUUUUGAGAACUCCAUUUAAACACCAAAGCUUGACAAGUAGCUGGUAUGGAACUGGUAACAACUUCAUUGUUCGUGAUAACACCCUGUAUUAUCAAUUCAACAACCCAUUUAGCAUGGCCAAACUGAAUUUUACUACUAUGAAAUAUGAGUACAGGGUCAUUGCAAAAGCUAGCACCAGAUUCUCGUACAGUCACUCACCCAAUCAGAACCUAGACUUUGCUGCUGAUGAGAAUGGGCUGUGGGUGACCUAUGCCACAGAGGAAUCCAAGGGUAAAAUGGUCAUUGCUAAAAUUCAUGAGCCAUCAUUUGGUAUAGAGGAGUUGUGGGAAACCAGUGUGUACAAACCAUCUGUGAGCAAUGCCUUCAUGGUGUGUGGGGUCUUCUAUGCUGUCAGAACAGUUGACAUUCACUAUGAGGAAAUAUUUUAUACUUAUGACACCAAGAUAAAACAAGAGAGCUACAUGAGUAUUCCAUUUGAGCGUUUCCAGGACAAGUAUGUCAACCUGGACUACAACCCCACGGAUCAGAAACUCUACAUGUACAACGAUGGCUACUAUGUCAAUUAUCAUCUCUGGUUUGACAACCAUGCCACUGUAAACACAACACACCCCUUGGUCAGAUAAAAGGCUUAUUGUGGCAUCUCUCAUAUUGAAAUUCGUUAUACUCAAAUCAGAUUGAAUCUCUUUUGUAGUUGCUCUGAUUAUAUAGAAUAUCCGGUUUCAUGCUCAUCGUGUUGAUUUUAAAUAAAUAUCUUAAGCAUU